Messenger RNA from Gastrolobium bilobum, 895 nucleotides. RefSeq lists its product as uncharacterized. The transcript is spliced from 2 exons. The record is from RefSeq and is a predicted model, not a curated record. NCBI's taxonomy places the organism in Eukaryota, Viridiplantae, Streptophyta, Magnoliopsida, Fabales, Fabaceae. The coding region runs from base 112 to 501 and encodes 129 amino acids.
UCUUUCGAAGCCUUAAUUAUAUUGCAACACUGCCAACACAUGUGAAGCCAUCUCUAAACAAAGCAAAUAAAAGGAAAAAAAGAAGAAGCAAAAAUACUUAUCCUUAUAAGCAUGACCUCUCCAUCACCGGGUCAUCGGAGAAAAUUCUCCGGGAAGGCCCCGUUGGGUUCUGGCCGUAAACACCAGAGCUUACUGCCUGAAAAACCCUCAGGUCUUGUUCGCCGAUUCCUGUCCACUCCUCUGACGCUCAAGCUUCCGUUGCCGGCCACACAAAAUAAUGAGUCUCUUCUUCGGCCAUCGAAACUGCUACUUAAGGUGACCAUCGAGAACAGCUUGGGCGCCAUACAGUUGCUGAUGUUGGGUGAGGAAACCGUCGAAGAUUUGAUAAAGACAGCGUUGGUAUUUUACGAGAGGGAAAAGAGGAGACCCUUCUUGAAGGACAGUGAUCCAAAGUGCUACGACCUUCACUACUCCCCUUUCACUCUCCAAAGGUUAUUUUGAGGCGGUGCAGGUUUGAAGCCAGAUGAGAAGUUAAUGAACUUGGGGUCAAGGAAUUUCUUUCUCCGCUUAAAGCCUCCCACCUCUUAUUGCUGUGAGAAAGAGAGUUUGGCAUUUGAUUCUGCAUUUCCUUGGAUGAUGUUUGUGCAUAUCCUGUUAUAGAUUAAGACCCUACGCAUCUCCUUUUGUGAUGAAAAAUACACCCAUAUUUGUUAUUACAAGUCUUACCGAAUCGGCAUGAUUAUUGCCUUUGUUGUGUACACAAUUUUAUGGAAUAAUAUGAAUAUCUCGCUUGGGGAAGAUCUACUUACCACCAAAAAAGUUUACAACUCUUACAAUCAAUUUAAUCGUUGUUGUUUUCAUCAUUCUAACGGUUAUAAUUUAUUAGAAAUUAAUA